AGAGCCAAAUGCAGAGUUAAAAGCCCAAGUGGUCAGAGCAGUAGCUAAGAGCUGAGACUGAAACCGUCUUCUUACCCAUCGCUGCCCCUGCCAUCCUUCCCCUGAGAAAGAGACCUAUUUCCUGUGUGUCUGUCUUUUUAUUGAUUUUCUGUUCUGCCUUUUCAUUGGUUGUAAACCCAACCAUGUGACCUUCUCGUCACUACCUGUCUGUACAGACCUCCAGGUCUUCUAUGGUUGGUAUUGAGAUUAAAGGCAUGUGUCUCCAUGCUGGAUGUAUCCCUGAACACACAGAGAUCUGCCUGUCAUGUGAUUGGGAUUAAGGGCGUGUGCUACCACUGCCAGACUUCUGCUAUGGCUUGCUAUUAGCUCUGACCCCCAGGCAACUUUAUUUAUUAACAUACAAAUAAAAUCACAUUUCAGCACAAAUAAAAUAUCACCAUAAGGGUGGAAGAGGAAAACUAAAACCUACUCCUUGCAGAAACUACCCAAGCAACCACAGAGCUCCCUGAGGUCUAGGAAAAGGUCUGUGUGAGGACUAAAGUCAUGCCACCAUGUUGGAUCAUGUUUUUCUUUAAAAAAAAAGAAGGAAAAAGAAGAUUUACUUUAUGUGUACAAGGUAUUGCCUGCAUGUGUGUAUGUACACCAUCAUACUAACAUUAGCUAGAUCAGUGUUACAUCAAAUGCAGAAGACAAAAAUAAUUAAAUCUCAAUUAUAACAGAGUUAAUGGGGGGGCUGAAGAGAUGGCUCAGUGGCUAAAAGCACUGGCUGCUCUUGCAGAAGACCCAGGUUCAGUUUCUGAUGGCUCAUGGCAGCCUGUAACUCCAGUUCCAGGGGCAUUGCUGUGAACUUCAUAGGCACCAAGCAUGCACAUGGUGCACAGACACACAUCAGGCAAAACACUUGGACACAUAAACUAAGUAAAUAAAAAUAUGGGGCUAGCAGAUCUAUAAUUCAGUGAUUUCUGUCUCAGUGGCUUUGGUUAUCACUUCUCUCUCCUGACAAUUCAGCCCUAAUGGCUUCUACGAUAUCACCUAGCUCCAUAGGGCAUGAACUGGUAGACACAGUAGGCCAAGGUUCCCAAAGCAAUCUGCACCUCACUUUUACACCUUCAGCAUGGUUGUCCCUAAGUGUGCAGAGUUGGAAGGGUACAGGUCCAAAGCCAUAGUCAAAUCUAUUACUGUCCUCAGUAUACAACAUAAGGGAUUUUUGUUUUUGUUUUUCUGAGACAGGUUUUCUCUGUGUAACAGCCUGGCUGUCCUGGAACUCGAUCUGUAGUCCAGGCUGGCUUUGAACUCAGAGAUCUGCCUGCCUCUGCCUCCUGAGUGCUUGGGGCUGUAACUCCGUGGUAAGUAUCUGCCCAAUGCUGAGUUCCUGCAUUCCAUUCCCAGUGCUGAAGAGAAAACAAAAACAAAACCCCCAAACUCUAGUGCUGUGUACACAGGAGUGUGCCAUCAUGCCAGCCUUGUGUCUUCUAAGAGUGGCAGACAUUGCAUUUAGGGCUUGUUCCAAUUUCCUACGAUAUGUGCUCUACUCUCAGUUUCUGUCAAGACCCUCUUCCCAAGUAACCAAGGCUCUCAGUGGGUGUGGAUGCCAGCAAGCAGACAACUUCCUGCCUGGCCAAUGGUGCCCUCUAUGCGGGCUCACAUUGAGAGUUCCCGCUAGAAGUUUCAGACUCCUGCUUUGCUCCUAGCCUUGUGGCCCUUCAGCAUCCUGGAAUGUAGCCCUUCAGCAGUGUCUGGGCUUCUAGACACCCACAGUUCUCCUGGUUUUCCAUGUUAGACUUUGGCUGGAGUCCAGUCAACCCAUGGUACAUUCCUGGGGCCACCUACACUGUUAUUUUCUUUAUUAUUUUCAGUGCUGGGAAUGGAAACCAGGGCCUUCUGCAAGGUAGCCAAGUGCAGUAGCACUAAGCCAGGCCUGUAGCCCCCUUCUGGGGGAUUCUAGGCAAGGACUCCACUGGCGAACCAUACUGGCACCCAGCCACUCACUGUGAGGUUUUAGGCAGGGACUCCACCCAUAAGCCACACUACCUCCACGUGGGAGAGGGAGUUCUGUGGUUGAUAUAUUUGUACCUUAAUAAACUUAUCUGAGGGUCAGAGACAGAACAGCCAACAGAUUAGACAUAGAGGCCAGAAAUGGUGGUACACACACCUCUAAUCCUAUCACUUGGGAGGCAGAGAUCCUUGUGGAUCUCUGUGAGUUCAAGGCCACACUGGAAACAGCCAGGCAUGGUGACACACACCUUUAAUCCCAGCACUUGAGAUCUCAUGUCUUGCUUGGGAAAGACACACGCCUUUAAUCCCAGGAAGUGAUGGCAGGAAACAGAAAGGUAUAAAAAGUGUGAGGACCAGGAACUAGAGCCUUUUCAGCUUUUAGGCCUUUAGCAGCAGUUCAGCUGAGAUCCAUUCCGAGGACUCACAAGCUUCAGUCUGAAGAUUCGUGGAAACAGGAUCUGAUCAGGAGUUGUCGAGGAAACAAUUACUCUUUGUAAGAAAUCACAGUAGAACGAAAAUUUACAAUAUCUACGUUUAUUUCCUAGUGUGUUAUUAAAUGGAAAUUUAUGUGUCAUCAUAAUACAGUAGAAGCAGCGACGGUCGGAUAACCGUUUGUGAGGAUGACACGGCACGGUAAGAACUGUACUGCAGGGGCUGUCUACACCUACCAUGAGAAGAAGAGGGACUCAGCGGCCUCAGGCUAUGGGACCCAGAACAUCCGACUGAGCCGGGACGCCGUGAAGGACUUUGACUGCUGCUGUCUCUCACUGCAGCCCUGCCAUGAUCCUGUGGUCACCCCAGAUGGCUACCUGUACGAACGGGAGGCGAUCCUGGAGUACAUCCUACACCAGAAGAAAGAGAUUGCCCGGCAGAUGAAGGCCUAUGAGAAGCAGCGAGCAGCCCAGAGGGAAGAGCAGAAACAGCUUCAGCAAGCUGCAGCCCAGGACCAAGUUCGAGGCUUCCUGGAGAAGGAGGCAGCCAUCGUGAGCCGGCCCCUCAACCCCUUCAUGCCCAAAGCUGCCACCUUACCCAACACAGAUAGUGAGCAGUCAGGACCCAGGGCGGGUCCCCCAGGAAAGGACAAGAACAAAGCGCUGCCCAGCUUCUGGAUUCCCUCACUGAUGCCUGAGGCAAAGGCCACCAAGCUGGAAAAACCAUCUCGCACUGUGACCUGCCAGAUGUCUGGGAAGCCUCUACACAUGUCGGACCUGACUCCAGUGCGCUUCACGCAGCUGGGCGACUCUGGAGACCGCGUGGGACUCAUCACACGCAGUGAGCGCUACGUGUGUGCUGUGACCCGAGACAGCCUGAGCAAUGCCACACCAUGUGCAGUGCUGCGGCCCUCUGGGGCUGUGGUCACCCUGGAGUGUGUAGAGAAACUGAUCCGGAAGGACAUGGUGGACCCGGUGAACGGGGAUCCGCUGACAGAAUGUGAUAUCAUCGUGCUGCAGCGCGGCGGUACAGGCUUCUCAGGCUCAGGAGUGAAGCUGCAGGUAGAGCUAUCUCGGCCAGUGAUGCAAGCCUGAGCUGUGACCUAAUAAACCUGCCUGUGAAUGGGAAAAAAAGAAAUACAUUUUAAUGCCAGGUGGUGGUAGAGCAUGCCUCUAAUCUCAGCACUUGGUCGGACAGGCAGAUCUCUGUGAGUUCAAGGCCAGCCUGGGCUACAGAGCCAGUUCCAAGAAAACUAGAGCUGUUGUUCCACACAAGUUAAAGUUCAUCAACACAGUAAUGUCGUUAAGAACCAGGAAUGGAAGUAGUCAUAAGAAGAUCCUGGCUUCUUCUGGGCAUUUGAGUUGUUCUUCUCCUCAGGAAGGACAUCUUACAAAACCUAAGGAUUUCAUAAGAAUCUAAUGGAUGGAUCUUAAGACUCUCCAAUAUUUUCAUUGCCAAAGGGCAAAUACUGGAAUUAUCUGGAAACAUAAGCUCCAGAGAACAGCAAGGACCCCACUGGUAAAUGAUUAUCAGGAAUAGAAGUGGCCAAGAUGAGAAGAUUUUAAUCUUUCAUUUCAUUUAUCUAUCUGUCUAUCUAUCUAUCUAUCUAUCUGUCUAUCUAUCUGUCUGUCUGUCUGUCUGUCUGUCUGUAUAUCUAUCUGUCUAUCUUGUCCUUUUUUUGUUUUAAGUCUAGCUACCCAGGCUGAUCUCAAACUUAAGUAUUUCUUUAUUCUAUGUGUGCUACUGUGCUUGGCACAGAAGAUUACAUACCCUGAAGCGUGUCUGAAACCUGUUAAAUAAAUCUCCUCAAAAGUGAGUACUGACAUAAUUCAAUUCACUCUCUCUAUAUAUAACUAAAUUUACCACCCCCCACCCCCAUGCACCCCAUGCUUACCUUGCACUGGUUGAUUUUGCAUUUCACAUCUAAAAACAUCUGAAAUACGAAAUGCUGUGAAAUCUGAGACUGUUGAUCCCAAGCAUUUCAUAAAAGGGACAUUCAGCUUGCAAUUAGCAUAUAAUUAACAAUUAACAAUGGCGGUCAUUUGCUGUUAGAACUCUUAAUGCUCUUCACAAGCACAAAGAAGGAAGGUGGCCAACUGUAACAAUUCUCAUCUCACCAUCUGAAAUGAAAGCUGGGAGGUUGAGUGAAUGCCUGAGAACAAGGCUAGCAAAGCCCUGGCUCUGGACACCCUGCCUUACCUCCCUCCAGGCUCUGAGUUCUGUGCCAUCAAUCACACUGUGCUGCCUUCAUAAGACCCAGUGACCUUGACCUCACCUUGAGUUCAAAGCAUUUUUGUAUACUUGCUCUAGUUAGCUCCUGGGCCUUAAUGGAUUCUUUGGAAAGAUUCUGGAUUUUUGUUUGGCCUCAGUUUCUGACUGUGCACCCUGCAAGUCAUCUGACAAAAACAUUUGUUUUAGAGGCAAGUGUUAGUACUGCAUUAUAAUCUCUGUAACUAGAGUCUGGUGCUCUUUUUCAUGUUUAGACAUAGGCAGCUAAUAACAGAGCACAACUGAGUUAAAUAAAUUUAGAAGCAUAUUUGUUAUUUUUUAAUCUUAAUACAAAGUUAACACAGAUUUUGGGUUUAUAAAAUAUAGAAAUCAACAUAAUUUUUAUUGACAUACAGCUCCAGUAACACUUAAAAUUCUGUGAGAUAGGCAUAACAAUAUUCUCCAUCAAUUUUAAAUGAGAUUUAUUAUUGCUAUUAUUAUUUCUGUGCACUUGUGUGACAUGCAUGUGCAGUACAUGUAUAGAGGUCAGAAACUAAUGUAAGGGAUUGGUACUCUGCCCCCAAAAUGUGGGUCCCAGGGACUGAAUUCAGAUCAUCAGGCUUGGUGGCGAGUGCCUAAUUUACCAGCUGAACCAUCUUGUCAGCUCUUCUAUCAAGUCUGAAAUUCAACAAUAAGGCAGAAAAACUUUACUUGGAACUUAAAUAAAAUUGGGGAAAAGAGUUCUUCUUCAAGAAACUGUUUGAGGACUAGCAAUGUUCAUUGGGAAGAGGCAUUUCCAAGCAGACCAGAGAAUUUAUGUUCAACCCUGGAAUCCCACAAGGUAUCAGGAUGGAACAUGUUGUACCUUGAGUCCCCCAAGGGACCAAAUUCUGCAAAAUCUUUUUAUUGCUGCCAGUUAACUUGGGCGUCUCCAUCCAUCUGAUGCAGCAGAGCAGGAGAGACCCUGAGUAGCACUCAAGCAGGUUUUUCUAAUGGUUAGGGUAGGAGAUCUAGGAGAAUUCCAACUCUAUAUCAUUACAAGCUCAAGACUGGUGCUUACGUCAGGUUAGAGAUGCUUGGUUUGAACUGAUUGGAGAGUUGCAACUGAAAGGAAAUUGCCCUAUCCUCUAGCAAUCUAUGUUACUGUAUCCAUUUGACCAGCAGAUCCAUUUCCUCUGAUAGUUAGGCAUCCCAUUUUUAUCUGCAGGAAACUCAUUCCCUAUGACAGCUAUGGUAUACAAUCUAUAACAGCAGAAAACAUCUCAGAGGACAUAUCUGGUGCUUUGUUUAUUAUGCCAGUUAUGUUACAGCAUAUCCUUUAGGUUAUGGCAGGAAAUGCCUGGUGUGCAGCUCCUAACUGUCUAGGGGUGAAGGGGCAGCAGAUCAUCUGGUGGGUUUUUAAGAACAACUUCCCAAGGGCCCGCUGUCCCCUGUCUGACCCUUCUCUAAGAUGGCUGCAGCCCUGGCAUCCUCUCAGAAAGACUUCCAAAGAGUUGUCCUCUUAACUCCACACGCACACCUCUCCCUACCCCACACCCACAGACACAUGCACUAAAUUAAGUAAUUGGUGAGGUGAUGAAUAAAAACGAAAGCGAGGUGAUACUGAGUACCUCUCAGCAGGUCCUGCCAAGGUAUGCCACUAAGCAACACACAGCACCAGCAACAGUUACUGCAAAGAGGUUCACUGGGGAAUGGUGAGUGGAAGUGUGAAGGGCUGUGUGGGAGUGGGGACUUGAGAGAGACAGAAUGACAAGAGGAAGAAGAGACGCAAGAGAGAAAAGAAGAGACAAGAGAGGAGAAGCAAAGAGAUGUGAAAAAGGCAGAGAUGGAAAGGGAAUGAGCUGUGCCUUGCGGGCAUU
Peromyscus californicus insignis is the source of this 6494-nucleotide messenger RNA. RefSeq names its product nitric oxide synthase-interacting protein-like. Gene Ontology annotation, cellular component: nucleus. Lineage: Eukaryota; Metazoa; Chordata; Mammalia; Rodentia; Cricetidae. The record is from RefSeq and is a predicted model, not a curated record. The transcript has a single exon. Gene Ontology annotation, molecular function: ubiquitin protein ligase activity. Bases 2616 to 3521 code for a protein of 301 amino acids.